Leishmania braziliensis MHOM/BR/75/M2904 is the source of this 6921-nucleotide messenger RNA. RefSeq names its product putative kinesin. The record is from RefSeq and is a predicted model, not a curated record. Gene Ontology annotation, molecular function: ATP binding; microtubule binding; microtubule motor activity. Gene Ontology annotation, biological process: mitotic spindle organization; microtubule-based movement. NCBI's taxonomy places the organism in Eukaryota, Euglenozoa, Kinetoplastea, Trypanosomatida, Trypanosomatidae. The transcript has a single exon. The coding region runs from base 1 to 6921 and encodes 2306 amino acids.
AUGGACGGCGAAAGCGUCUCCUCCACGAACACGACGCCAUCCGUGUCGCCGGCUCUGCCGAAGUUACCGCACGGCAAUGAAUCCAGUCCCACUAAGGUGUUUGUGCGCGUGCGCCCCUUCAGCGCGGCCGAGCGCGGCAAAGGCGACUCCGAGCCAACGACGAUCGUCACAGUCAGCGACGAGAACUCGUCCCACAUUACCACGCUGGACCCGAGUAAAGGCUAUCAGCCCAAGACGACGUAUAUCUUCGACCGCUGCUUCAAUAGCGCCGCCGGGGCCGAGGCGGACGAGGCGCAGAGGCUUUUGUUGGGCGACGCGGAGAACGGUGGAAAGGCCCUGGCCUCCAUGACGACACUCGAGGGGGUCGGUGCAGAAGGCGCGAUGAACCCCAUUUUGCUGGACUACCUCAGACGCGAUCAGGCCGCCGUCUACGGCCACGUCGGCCGCCCAGUGCUGCUCAACGCACUGGCCGGCUACAAUGGCUGCGUCUUCGCGUACGGUCAGACCGGAAGCGGGAAGACGUACACGAUGAUGGGACCGCCCGGAACGCUUGGUGCAGCUAUCAUGGGUGCGCCUGCACAGUCGAGGGCCGCCACUGGGGCCCCUACUAAGAAAUUCCGCCGCGCCGCCACCACAUACAACAACUCACUGCACUGGAUGCCGGACGUGAAGGCAGACGAGGCGGCAGACUCGCGCUUCCAGUCCUUUGCCUCCAUGACGCAUCGCACCGGCGGCCACGGCGAGGCAAUGUCGGUGACGGGAGAUGGGCCAUCGUCGCUAGAUGACAGCAUGUCAGCACCUUCGGAUGUGGCACUGCAGCAGUCUCGACACGGCGGCCAACACGACAGCAAGGCUCUCUACAUGGGGAGCGAGGAUGGUCUUCAGGGCAUUGUACCGCGCCUCGUGCGGGAUCUGUUCGCGGAGCUCCACCAGAAGCGUGAGCACGACAGCAGCCACUCCUUCCGCGUCGAGGUGGAGUACUACGAGAUCUACCGAGAGAAAGUCAUGGAUCUCCUGAGCAGCAGCAGCGGUGGCAGUGGCACCUCUGGCGUCAACAGCAACGGCAACGUGGAGCUGCGCGUGCGGCACAGCAAGUCUGCCGGUCCGUACGUAGAGAAUUUAACAAAGAAGCACGUGGGUGAUGAGGGAGAGGUAUUGCGGCUCCUGCGUCACGGCAACCUGCGCCGGCGCACCGCCACGACGACGAUGAAUGAUCGAAGUAGUCGCAGUCACGCCAUCUUCGUGCUGCACAUUGUGCAGAUACGCAUCUCCGACAAGGACAGCUCCUCAGCGAAGGUGUCAAGCAAGGUGAACCUCGUCGACCUCGCCGGAUCAGAGCGGACGGGAGCGCACAGCGUGGAGGGGGACCAAUUCAAGGAGGGCGUCGUGAUCAAUUCGUCCCUGACGGUGCUCGGCCGUGUCAUUGACGCUCUCGCGGACAAGUCAUCGGGCAAGCGCAACGUCUUCUGCCCGUAUCGCGACUCCGUCCUCACGUGGCUGCUCAUGGACUCGCUCGGCGGCAACAGCAAGACAACCAUGGUGGCGACAGUGUCUCCACACGCGUCGAGCUUCGACGAGUCGUGCCAGACGCUGCGGUACGCGAGCCGAGCCAAGCAGAUUGUCACUAAAGUGGUUGUCAACGAGGACCCGCAGGUGCGGCAGAUCAGGCUGUUGACAGCCGAGGUUCAGCGGCUGAAGGCGCUAUUGAGUGCUGAGGGCAAGUCUGCGGACAACGAUGACGACGUCGACGCGCUGCAGGAGCGCAUCGAUGCAUUGGAGAAGGAGUUAAACGAAACGCGCAACGAGCUGGAGCAGAAGUCGAGCGAGCUUGCCGCCAUCUGCGCUUCUCGACGCACCCUGUCGAUGGUACCGUCAACGCUCAAAGCCAGUAACGCCGGAGCUGCAGGCACGGCAAAGGAACUGGCAAAGGCCAAGUGGGAUGUACGCCGCUUGGAGGCUGAGAAUCUGCUACACCUGCAGACGGAACAGGAGCUGCACACCACGAUGGAGCGUCUCAAGGCACUCGAGAAAAAGUACGGACAGCUGCUCAGUGACACCAAAGAAGCGCAAGAAGUUGCCAAAAAGCGAGACAGGGAGAAACAGGAGAAGGACAAGCUCAUCAGUGAGUUGCAACACCAACUACAGCAGCAGACUACGCGAGUGCAGGCUAAAUCGCUGCACACGGGGAGCCUCUACACCGGGUCACCGCGGCCGGACUCGGAGAAGUCCGCCGCGAAUGUGUCUGCACUGACCACCACCGGAAUGGAAGCGGUGAGCCCCACCGUGGAGACAAACGAGUCCGGCAAGGUUGCUGGAAAGAAAAAGAAAGCGAAGCCCGGCACUGCGGGGAGCACGACAACGCCGACUAACGCAGCGCAGCCGGUGUCCACGCCGCGCCGCGACUCGGAGUGGCUCAUGGAGACGGAGCGGCUCCGAGCGCAGUUUGAGGAAGACAAGAAGCACCUCACGCUGCAGCUGCAGGAGCGCAACAACGCUUUUCGCUUGAGUCAGCUGGAGGUGAAGCGGUUGAAGAGCGAACUGAAGGGGGAGCAGGACGCACUGUACGCGGUGGAGAAGCUCUUGCGCGACCAGCAUGCCGAGGCAACACGACGGCUGGAGGAGGAGGUGCAGGAGAUGAAACGCGCGCUCAAAGAGGAGCGCCGGUGCAGUAAAGACCUGCGCCAGUCGCUGGCGGACCCUUUAGGGGAGCGGCCGCUGUUCUCGUGUGCGUAUGUGGCGCAGACAGUUUUUCACGACGAAGAGGGGCGGCGCAGCGAUGUGCAGCAGCAGGAGGCAGUGGCACGGCAGCACGUGGAGCAGGCCUGGCAGCUCUCCCAGCUAGAAGCAGCGAAGGUGGCCGCAGUGGAGCGCAAGUAUGCUGCGCACCUCGCCGAGCUACAGCGCACCGCAGAGCAGCAUCGCGCUCACCUCGAAGAAGUGCAAGCAGCGCACACAGCGCUGGCGGAGAAGCACGCGGCGUUGUCGGAGGCUCACAGAGCGAGCGAACGCACCGCCGAGGUAAUACGCCUGGAGUUAGAGGAGAAACGCGCCGCGCAGGAAGAGGCGUCCCACCUCCACCAGGUGGAGGCGUCUGCGCAGCAAGAGAAGGCUAACGCAUUGCGCGAGCUGAUCUCCGAGCUUGAGAGCGCAGCGACACUGCAGGCAGAGAAGGAGCAGCAGCUACAGGGACAACUCGCCAAUCUCGAAGGACAGCUAUGCCAAGAGCAGGAACGCAGUAAGACUGCUUUACAGCGUCUGGAAGCGGAGUGGAAGGAUCAGAUGCACGCCGUAGCCGCUGCGGAGGAAGCGGCGCUGAGAGCGGAAAGGGAGGAACACGCCACCGCUGUGGCAUCGCUGCAGGCACAGAUCCAACAGGCGGAGGAUAGGCUUCACAAGUCUGAAGAAGCUCGUAGGGCGCAGGUGAUGCGAGGGCUUGAGCAGGCAAGGGAGCAUGAGGCCGCCUUGGCGAUGCUGCAGUCGCAGCUGGAGGAAAGCAAGAAGGCGGCCACUGCUGCCGAUGAAGUCCAUCAAGGUGAACAGGCGGCGCUGCGGCAGAAACUCAUCGAGCAAGAGGUAUACGCCUCUCGUGUUCUUGCCCUUGAGCAGGAGCUCGCAGCAGCUCACACCCAGCUCGACCGGGAUCGUCGAGCAUCUGCCAAGGCAAUUUCAGAGCUGGAAGAGCAGCUCACAGCGGCGCAGGCGGAGCACACGGCGUCCGUUGAGGCCCUUCAACUCAACGCUGAACGCGCCUUGGCACAGGUCGCUGACCACGAGAAAGCGGUACAACUGCUUCGCAGUGACCUAGAGACGGAGAGAGCAGCGGCGCAGACCGCAGCGCAUGAACAUGCCGCUCUUUCGGCAAGGCUGGUGGAGCAGCUGCAAGAGCAGCGGGGGCAGUGCGAAGCGAUCAGCGCAUCCCUCACCGAAAAAGUGGCGGAGCUGCAGACGAAGCUGACGGUCGCCGAGGAGACGCACAACACGGAGAGCAAGCGUGCUGCCGACGCGGCAAAGGCGCAGGAGAGAGCCCUGACCGACCUUCGCGCUGAGCUCGAGUCGACGCAGACAGCGCACUCCAACGCUGAAAAGAUGCACGAAGAGAAGCUGCGAGAGAUGCAGAGUACGCAGGCACGACUUACACAGAAGUCGCAGGAGAACGCCGAUGCUCUUGCCGCUCAGGCAGCGCAACUGCAAGCUCGCUUGGCUGCCACGGAGAGGGACUCAGAGUCUACGUUGAGGACAUUGAAGGAGGAGAUGGACACGAUUCGGACGCAGCUCCAGAAUUCAGAAGAGGCACGUCGGCAACAGAUUCAACGAUCCAUAGACCAGGCUUUGGAGCACGACGCCGCGUUGGCGGAGCUGCGGCGACAGGUGGCAGAAGAACAGGCAGCCAAGACAGCUGAGGCGAACAGGCACAAUGAGGCGUUGCUCAACGCUGAGAAGAAGUUUGCGGCGCAUCAGCUGGAAGCCUCGGAGACUAUCAGCGGCCUCAAACAGCAGCUGGAGCAAGCCCGCCACAGUUCGCAGCUACGUCAGGCCGAUGCGACAGCGGCGCAGCAGAUCGUUCAGCGGGAGUUGGACUGCACGCGCGCCGAACUGGAGGCUUCUGAGAAAGCUCGAGCGGCGCAUAUUCAACGCAGUGUCGAAAAGGCGGCAGCACAGGAACGAACGGAGGCCAAACUGCGGGCGGAGAUUUCCUGCUUGGCGGCAAGAGCAGAGACAGCAGACGCAGCGCACUCGGCCCAAGUGGCCGAGUUGCAAGAGUACCUUCGUGAGCAGCAGGGGGCGGCCGCAGCGCAGCUGGCCGAAGCAGCCGCAGCGCUGGAAAGCGAAAGAGCAAAGUCCCAGCAGGCGUCGGCAGACCACGAAAAGUCUCUCGCCGCUGUCCUUGAUCAAAUUGCCUCGCUGGAGGCAGCGCUGGCCACGUCGGAGGUGGCACAAAAGGCGCAAGCGCAGCGCUUCAUGGAGCAGUCCGCAGCACACGAUAGCGCAAUUCAGGCUGCAAGGCAUGAUUUGCAGCGACAGCAGGCGGAGGCGGCCGACACGGCGGCGGCGCACGCGAAGGAGCUGCGCGAGUGGGAGACAAAGUGGCAACAGCAAGCCGCAUCGAGCAACGCCGAGAAGGAGUCCCUUCGCCGGGAAGCAGAUGCGCAGCGACGCGCUGAAGUGGACGCAGCAGUGAAGGCGCACACGGCCACGGAAGAGAGCCUGCAAGCCACUCUGAGCGAGGUGCGGAUUCGACUGGGAGAGGUGGAGGCGUUACGCGCGGCAGAAGCGAUGCAACGUGAGCAGCAGUCCAGCGAGCACGCCAAGGUGUUCUCUGCGCUGCAAGCGGAGCUGCAUAGCGUUCACCAGGCUAGUGCAGCGGCGGCCGCCGCGCAUAUGGCUGCGGUUGAACAGCUCAACAGCAUCAUUGCGGAGCAGAAACGCGUCAAGGCCGAGGAGGUCACGGCCAUCGCGGAGAAGCUACGGGAGACCCAGAGGCAGCUGUUCAGCUCAGAGGAGGCAAGGAGGCGAAAGGUGAUAGAAAAAGCCGAGGCGGCCGCCGCGCACAUCAUGGUGUUUGAUGCGCUCCGUCGCCCCAUGGAAGCAAAGCAUCAACAGAAGCUUGCUACCCUCACAGCGGCUAAAGCAGCAGAAGUGGAGGCGGUGCAGAUGGAGCUUGCUGCGCAGCGGGCCCUCACACAACAGCUGCAGACAGACCUCCAAGACGCGCGCCUUCAGGUGCGGCAGAUGGUGGAGACCCAAAACUAUGUCGACAAGGAGAUGGAGGUAGAGAAGCAGGCGAACGCUGAACUCCGCCAGAGCUUGGCAGACACCGCGGCGCAGCAGGCCGCUAGCGCAGCAGUCGCCGCGGGGCUGGAGGUGACCUUGGAGCAGACGAAGAAGUCCCUUGCCCAGCUCGUCGCGGAGAGGACGGUGUUGUCGACGGAGCUCGCCAAGGCCAUCGAGACGGUGGAGACCACCCGCGCGCACCUUGCAGCUGUGGAGAAAAUAGCGCAGCAACGCCGCGAAGAGCUUGAGGCACAGGGAGCUGCUCUUGCUGAGGCCAGCGCGUCAGUGGACCAGCUGCGUGCAGAGGUAUCUGCGCUGCGCUCGCAGUGCGCAGAGACAGAGAAGGUGCGGGACGCCCUCAUCAAACAGUACGAGGAGGCGCUUGUGGCGCAGCAGGUGGAUACCGUCACGGAGCUGGAGGAAAAGUUCCGCGCAAUGGAGCACGAGCGCGAGAUGGUGGUGCACAAGGCACAGGAAACAGAGGAGGCGCUGCGCAGCGUCAUUGAGAAGCAGGAGAAGAAGCUUAAGCAGCUGCGCGAAGACCUGGAGUUUGGCGCCAGUCUGGACCAGUGCGAAGCUGAAGUUGUGGAACGCGACAGCGCCAUUGGUGCUGCCGCCAGCUCAACUGGACUCACUGUCGCCGGCAGCGGGACAGGCAUCGUUUCUUCGAACACCUCCUUUUCGGCCCCUGGUAGCUCUGCUGUUCCGGUCGGCAGUGGCGGCGGCUUCGGCACCAUGUUCAGCUCUUUCUUCUCGCGUCGCAACACCACGGCGGCGCUGCCGGUUUCCACUGCACCAUAUGCGAGCGGCACAGGUAUGGACGACGCCAACGACCUUCCACAAACGCUGACGCGUCCCUUCUCUGGGAACAAUCGCAGUAGAGCUACGACACCGCUUCGGCGCAGCGCCAAUGGCAACCUCUACAGCACGAGCGCACACCUCCACUCCUCGAUCAUGUCGCCGUCGCUCUUCUUCGGGAAGACUAACUCAGCGGGGUCGGUGGCGAUGGUCGCCAGCUCUGGGGCGCCGUCUGCGUCGCGUAACGCCGCGCAGGGUGCAAUCGAGGACCCUGGUGUAAACGAAGAAGCGCCAACGUUGCACGCACGACUGGGCAUCCGCGCCACGAACAUCGUGCUGGGACAGAAGUGA